This is a messenger RNA of Peromyscus californicus insignis, 2821 nucleotides long. RefSeq names its product TEPSIN adaptor related protein complex 4 accessory protein (gene Tepsin). Gene Ontology annotation, cellular component: trans-Golgi network membrane. NCBI's taxonomy places the organism in Eukaryota, Metazoa, Chordata, Mammalia, Rodentia, Cricetidae. The transcript is spliced from 13 exons. The coding region runs from base 18 to 1787 and encodes 589 amino acids. The record is from RefSeq and is a predicted model, not a curated record.
GGAGCCAGAGCAGCGCGAUGAUUGGAGGGUCGAAGCCUGGCGGAAGCGGGGCCAGCUGCAGGGGGGCGGUUCCUUGGACCAUGGCGGCCGCGCCGCCGCUGCGGGACCGCUUGAGCUUCCUACAUAGGCUCCCCAUUCUCUUGAAGGGGACCUCAGAUGAUGACAUCCCGUGUCCAGGCUACCUGUUUGAAGAGAUUGCCAAAAUUUCCCACGAGUCACUGGGCAGCAGCCAGUGCCUGCUGGAGUACCUCCUGAACCGCCUGGACAGUAGCUCUGGCCACGUCAAGCUGAAGGUGCUGAAGAUCUUGCUUUACCUAUGUGGUCAUGGCUCUUCCUCCUUCCUGCUCAUCCUCAGACGAAACUCUGCUCUCAUCCAGGAAGCCACAGCUUUUGCAGGCCCCCCUGACCCUCUUCAUGGAAACAGCUUGUACCAGAAGGUGCGGGCAGCUGCCCAGGACCUGGGUAGCACCUUGUUCUCAGAUGCUGUGCCACUGCCUCCCUCCCAGCCACCCCAGGCCCUGCCUCCAGCAGGCAUGGGUGCCCAGGCCAGACCUCACAGUGCUCUCCAGGGCUUCGGCUACACUAAGGAGUGCGGCCGGACAGGCUCUGCAGGUGAAACCUUCCUCUCUACAAUCCAGAGGGCCGCAGAGGUAGUGGCUAAUGUUGUGCGUCCUGGGCCUGAGAACCCCAGUACCCAGGGACCCCUGCCACGUGGUGAUACCUAUCAGCCUGCAGUGACACCUUUAGCUAGCCACACGCACCCCAACCCUGGGACUCUAAUCCUUGGGGCCAGAGCUGUAAGACACCAGCCUGGGCAGGCUGGAGGAGGCUGGGAUGAGCUGGACAGUGGUCCGAGUUCCCAGAAUUCCUCCUGCACCAGCAACCCGAGCAGGGCCUCGGACUCAGGCAGUCGGUCAGGCAGUGACAGCCACUCUGGGGCCAGCCGUGAGCCAGGUGACCUGACAGAAAGGACUGAGGCCAUGGCCCCAAAUGACUGUCAGCAAGAGCUGAGCCUAGUGAGAACCGUGACACAGGGGCCACGUGUCUUCCUGAGCCGUGAGGAGACCCAGCACUUCAUCAAAGAGUGUGGGCUGCUCAACUGUGAGGCUGUGCUGGAGCUGCUCCUCCGCCAGCUGGUCGGGACCAGUGAGUGCGAGCAGAUGAGGGCACUGUGUGCCAUUGCCUCCUUUGGGGGUGCUGACCUCCUGCCUCAGGAGCAUGUCCUUCUCCUCUGCCGGCAACAGCUGCAGGAACUUGGUGCAGGCAACCCCGGACCUGUGACCAACAAAGCUACCAAGAUCCUGAGACACUUUGAAGCCUCCUGUGGACAGCAGUUCCCUGCCCGAAGGCCCUGUGCCCAGCACAGCUCUGCAGCUGCCCUUGUGGGCCCAGCUGAUCUGCUGACCAGCCCUGUGCCUCCCCCUGGGAGCCAGGUCUUCCUCCAGCCUCUUAGCUCCACCACCAUCGUGCCCAGGAAUCCUGUGCCCGCUCCAUCCCCAGAUACCCUUCUUCCUGCUCUAGAGGAUGCCAGUGAGGUCAAAACCCAAUUGGUAUGUUCUAGUGAACAGGGGGCAGGAUUUGACCAGAGCCCGGAGAACACAGACACCCCAGAGGGUAGCUCCAGUACGUGCCUGUGGAGCCCCAACUCUUUGUUUGAGGGAAUGGAGCUGGUGGCUUGCCCCCGCCUGCCCUGCCCCAGCUCCCAGGAUCUCCAGCCAGGUGUACAGAAGGUAACCACAGAACAUUCCAUCUCAGAGCCAUCAGCUUUCGCAUUUUUGAACAUGUGACUCUCUGGGCCCAGCUGCUCAAAGUCCCUCGGUCCUCAUAUUGAGGCCCCUAAGACCUCAUGGCCUCAUGUCCACCAAGGAGUGGUCCUUGAGUGUUUUCUGGGUAUCCUCUUGCCCCCUCUGGCCCCUCUCUUUUACCUAGAAAGCUGUGGUAAGGCAGUCCCUGUGUGGGCCUCCCAGUGGUCAGAAGAGUCGUUGAAGACAUACAGGCCUCAGUGCUGACCAGCCAAGAUAGAAGUGUGGAAAAGAGGGUCAGUUGGUCCCUCAAAAGAUGUUUGCACACUCAUCGCUUCUUGGGAAGUUGACUCUCUGGCCAUGCCCCUGAGAUUGGCUUCCGUCUUCUUCCCGGCAAGACACACACAAACGUUUUUGAAGGUCUGUCCAUGGCUGGAGACCACCUCAGGUUUCUUGCUUCAUGUAGUACAUCUACAGGGCAGUGCUUUCCCAGGGCCGUUGGCCACAGCCCCUCUGCCCCAUGCUGCUCUGAUUCUAGGAGGCUGAACACAGAGGCCAAACCCUCACCCCGACCCCCAGGCUACCUCGGUCCCCGUCUGGACCCGUCCCUUUGCUAGGUGCUGGCGAUGGUUAUAUGGACUUGAGUGCCUAUGGUAGCAACUGGCAGGUAGCGGGGCUGCAGUACUGACCUUGGGUACCCUGGGCAAGCCCUGCCUGCCUGACCCUCAGAAGUCAGCACUUGUAAUGGUUGGAAACAUUGACUUGGUUCUUAGUUAAGGUUCUGAUCUUGGGUCUUUCUGAAGGGAGGUCACAGCACCUGGGAGCCACAGCCUUCAGGGUCACAGCACUCUGGGGUUGUGCCUGUGCCUGUGGCCCAAAAGGUCUGAUUCUCAGCUUCCUUAGCCAAGUGUGGCCAUUUCCAGUGUCAGGUCCCUGUAGGACCCUGCUCUGGAUGCUCAGCUUGUCACAGUUUUCUGCAGACCAUGGGAGAGUCUAGUGAACUUUCCUGUCCAUCUCAGAAGAGCCUGUGGAGCUGGGACAUGCACUUUCCCAAUAAACAUUGAUGUUUACACAGCCCA